Molecule: messenger RNA, 645 nt
Organism: Symbiodinium necroappetens
Lineage: Eukaryota; Dinophyceae; Suessiales; Symbiodiniaceae
Source: the annotation of a GenBank genome assembly
AUGCGAAUCUAUUGGAAAAAACGGCAGUCUUUCUCAACAGCCGGAGCCGCACGAGAGUGCAAUGGAGGAUGCCUGUGUCCAGGUCGAUCUCCAUGCUUAAGCAACCUGCCACGUGCUACCGCGUGUUUUGAGCUUAGCUUAGGAGUAGGAGGGAAACUGGGUGUUUGUGCUCCUGUCGGAGCCCGGGUGGGCAUGCCACCACAGAUGCCUUCAUGGUGGCGGAGGUCAGCCCACAGAUCUUUAAUGCCCGUCCCAAGGUGGCUGCUUGGCCUGCUUUGUAUAGCAGCGACGCUGCCCUCGGCUGUGACGUUUCUCUGCAGGCCUGCCGUCAUUGGGUCGGAUGCCGGUAGAAGCAGUGGCCGCACACAGCUUGCAGCCACUGCGGCUCCCAUUGCGAGGAGAAAGAAAGGUUCAGCACUUGUGAAGCGAAUACCGCCGCCUUCCGUCAAAGUCACCAAGCUGGCGAAAGGUGAGAGAUAUAGAGGGUACAUCAAUCCGAAACUCAAAGCUCUAGUUGCAGCACCCGAGUACCGGAAGGUCGUGGAUCUGUUGUUCAAGUUGGAAAACGAGAAGAAGCUCGACAUGCUCCUCGCGAACGCUCAGGACUAUUGGCUGGGCCUCAAUAUCUAUGAGGCCUCCAGGUUG